This is a messenger RNA of Plasmodium gonderi, 4287 nucleotides long. Its product is annotated as Ser/Thr protein phosphatase family protein. The transcript has a single exon. Lineage: Eukaryota; Apicomplexa; Aconoidasida; Haemosporida; Plasmodiidae. The record is from RefSeq and is a predicted model, not a curated record. Gene Ontology annotation, molecular function: ferric iron binding; acid phosphatase activity; ferrous iron binding. The coding region runs from base 1 to 4287 and encodes 1428 amino acids.
AUGAAUAUAACAAAAUAUGUUUUGAUUAUUCUUUCUUUUAUUCUCCUAAAGUACAUCUCAAGGAAGGCACUUAUCAGCUAUGAAAAUGUUUUAUUAAAUAAUAUUUUAAAGGGGCCCGUGUUAGGGAGAAUUAUUAAAGAGGACAAUGAAAGGAAUGCAAAAAGUGAAAAAGAUAAAGAAGAAGAGAGAGAAUAUGAAGAAUAUUUACGAAAUAAGGGAUCAAACGAAUUUGAAAAAGUCAAAUACAAAUAUAUGGACUAUGUGAAUUUUACUAUUCAUAAGAGCACAAAAACGUGUAAACAUUUGUUAAAUGAGUUCCUAGUUUUCUUAGGUUCUCAGUAUAGUACAGAAGAAAAAUUAGUGUUUCAUGUAAAAUUAAUUGAUAUUUUAUCCCUAUUAUUUGUUCAUUACAAGGAUAAUUUAAGCAGUUUUGACCAUGCUAUAAAUAGCUUUCAAGAUAGAAACAAAUUAAUGAAUUCUAUCGAAAAUGAAUAUUUUAGAGAAUUUAUUGAUGAAAGAGACAAUUAUAUUUUUGAGGUAAAAAAUUUGUACUACAACAUUAAUAAUAAGGAUGAAGAAAAAGAAAAAGUAUUAAAUAAAAAAAAACAAAUAUAUGAAAUAUUUUUACAAAAUUGGAAAAAUGAUGGAUAUCGAUUCUACAGCGUGAAUAACAAAAAAAAAGCAUAUAUACCAAAAAAAAUAGAUCAUAAGAAAAAAAAAAAAAAUGAAAAUCAUAUUAUUUUGCAAUGUCGAAAUUUGGUAUCUAGUCCACAAGGUUUAGUGGAUAGUACCACCACCCCUGACGGAGGAAAAGUCCUUAAGGAAGAAGUGAAUUCAAAUGAAAAACAAAAUGAUGACUAUAAUUCCAAAAUGUUGUCUCACGUAGAAGAAGAUGUGCAGGAAGAAACGCGCCAAGAGGUGGAAGAAAGAACAGAACAUGUAAAUAAACUACAUACAAUAACAGAACAGAAACAGUCAUUAGAGAAAAAUGUUAAUGAUGAAAUGAGUCCAAAUGAGAAAAAAAAACAUGGAAAUAGUGCUCAAUCGAGGUCCCAUGUGCAAGACGAUGUAGAGGAAGAAACUCUCGAAGAGGUAGGAGAAAGAACAGAAGAUGUAAAUGAAUUCAGUACAAUAACAGAACAGAAAGAGUCACAAGAAGAUAAUUCUAAUGAUGAAUCGAUAAAAUCAAUGGAAUUUUAUAAUCAGGAAUCUUUUGAGGAUGGAUCAUCAAAUUAUGAAUCCUUAUUGGAAAGUUACAAUAAUCAAAUAUGCCAUUCUCCUCAAAACCAACAAGGAAGGUUUUUUCAAAAUAAAACUUACAGAAAUGGAAUACCUGGUGUUACGUACAAAAUGAGAAAAGAUUUCUUUUUAAGUGGAAAUUCAUUUAAUGUAAUAUCUUUGAUUAAUGCCAUAACAUCUAACCAUGACAAUGCAGUAGUUACUAAAUUACAUGAAGGAUUAAAAAGGCUAGGAAUAACAACAUUUGACCAUCUAGUUCGAUAUACCAACAUUAUAGGAAUAUUUUUCUCGUAUGACAUUUUUGAUGAAUUAUAUUUACAAAUUAAAUUAGUGAAGGAAUAUUUAGGACUUAUAAAAAAGAAAGAAAAUGAAUUUUCUAUAGUCGAAAAAAUAGAAAAGAAAAAGAAGAAAAAAAAAAUUUAUGGAGCGUACAAAAUGAAUGAUGAUGAAAUAUUUGUACCACCAAACUGUUUAAGUGCAUAUUGUAAAUUAAAAUCAGUAUGGAUGCGAAAUAGAAACACAACAGUGAAAAUUGAAAGAAGUAAUAGUAAUGGUAUGAAUUUUAUGAUGCUAGGAGAUAUUGGCCAAGGGUUUGAAGAGGAAAAAGAUUUUGAUGCACAGAAUAUGUUAAAUUUAAUGGGGUUUAAUGAAUUAAAAAGUACAGUUCAAACUAUGAAAGAAUGGCAUUUUAAGAAUAACGCAGAUUUUAUUAUAAAUUUAGGAGACAAUAUACCUAAUGAUGGUGCUAUGAAUUAUUUGGAAAAUUUCGAAUGGCAUAAUUUAAUGAAAGAAUUAUUUGUUUUCAAAAAAAGGAGCGAAGAGGAAAUUAACAAUGUUUUAGGACAUAAUCCAAUUACCAAACAAAGUAUAACUGAAUUCUAUAAUGAAAGGAUGAAAGAAUUAAAGGAUGAUUAUAAUAAUAGACAAGCAGAAGAGAAAAAAAAGAAAAAAAACAAAAAAAAGUUAACAAUGGAAAAUGAUAAAAAGGGAAAAGGAAAAAAGGAAAAUGAUACUGAGACAUUUAAUAACGAAACAGAUUUUAGUGAUUACGAUCAUGAUCGUAAAAAGUUAUACCAGUUUGAUGAGGAAAAGGAGUCUGAUGAAAAUUUUGAAGCCAUUCCAUUUUAUUCCAUUUUAGGAGAAAAAGACUAUUUUUUCUUUCCAAGUGAACAAAUACAAGAACAUUACUCAAAUAGAAUUCCAGGAUAUUUUAUGCCAAAUAAUUACUAUUGUGUAAACUAUGAUUUUAUAUAUAAAAAUGUAGGUUAUAAAGAAAUUAUUAACGAAGAAAAAUUUAGAGCGUCUUUUAUCUUUAUUGAUACCUGGUCCCUAAUGGUAGGAUUUCCUAUCAUAAGAAAUUAUCGAUCAUUUCGUGAACAAUUUAAUUGGUUAAGUAAAACAUUAUACGAAAGUGCACAGAAAAGUGAUUGGAUUUUUGUUAUUGGGCAUCAUCCACUAAUUUCAAGUGGCAGACGUGCUGAUAAUUAUUCCUAUGAGGAACAUUCCUUUCAUGAUAUUUUAAGAGAUUUCCUUUUCAAUUAUAAUGUAGAUGGUUAUUUUAGCUCUCAUGACCAUUUAAUGGAAUAUAUUAAAUUUGGAAAUAUAGAUUUAUUUAUUAAUGGUUCAUCUUCUAGAGUUCUUUUUGAUAACUCAAAUAUGGGUAGGGGAUAUUUUGGAAAGGUCAUCGGAAAUUUGUACCCUGUUACAUGCUACAUUUUAAAAACUAUACACAGAGGAUUAAAACCGAAAGGAUGCAAUGUGAAUAGAUAUUCGAAAUGGUCUAACAAAUCAGAUAUUGGAUUUAGUGUCCAUAAACUGACAAAAGAUGAGUUUAUAACUGAAUUUAUUAAUGGCAGAAACGGAAAACCACUUAGCCAUAAGAUUGUAUUAAAAAACAAAAAACAUGAAAGAAAAAAAUUUUACGAUUUAGAUGCUUAUGCGGAUGAUAGAAUUGGUGAAUUAGAAAAAAAAAUAAAAGAAUUUGCUUUAAAAAAUCCAGAUUUGAUAAAAUAUAAAGUUGAAGAAUUUAAUGAAAAUGUCACUAAACUGAAUUUAAUUAUGAAGACAUUAAAAAAAAAAGAAGAAAGGGAAAAUUUUAACGAAUUACUUUAUCUAAAUAACUUAAUUUUUGAUGUUUCUCAACACCUUUCUAAAAUGAGCUCAAAAAAAUUAAGAGGCAUGCAAGUACUCGCGGAAAAAUAUAAUAUUUUUUUUAAUAGAGAACUUAACAACCAUAUUACCAUGGCACUAGAAAAAGCUGUACAACUUGAAAAUAGUAAAUUAUGUGAUCAAAGUGAACAAAUAGAUGAAGAAGAAGCUGAAAGAAGAUUGAAAAUAAAAGAAGAAAAACUUAAUGAGGAAAAAAAGUCCUUAGAAUUAAUAGAAUCCUUGGGAUAUAAUCCGGAACAGUUUUUAGAAAAAUACGAUAAUAUGACCUUAGAAGAGAAGGAUCUUUUACAAGAGAAAGUUGGCAAAGAUGUAAAUCUCCCCGAGUACAUUAAUAGAAUUAGGAUCUCUGUGGCGAAGAAAAAUAUGAGUGAAAGUGAGUUGGAAGCCCUACAGGAAAAGGUAGACUCUGAGGAAAGAGGAUAUACUGAGGGGGGAAAAGAAGAGCAAGAAGAAAUUUGCGAAGUUAGUGAUCAGGAAAAUGGUGAGGAAGAUAGAGAUGAAGAAAUUGACGAAAUACCACUAGUAAAAGAUGUGAAUAAAACUUAUCAAAAUUUGGCAUUUAAGGAAAAGGAAUUAUCAGAACAGAACUAUAUUUUGCUAAUGCUAAGUUCCUUGAGAAUUUAUGAUGAAACGAAAUAUUCCAUUAAUAUGGAUACAAAAAAAGAAGUUAUAAAAUCCAUUGCCUCUUCCAAUUUUUUAUAUAAUAUAGAAAAGCAUAAAACAUUUUUUCAGUUAUGCAUUGAGUUGGCACCUGACAUUAAAAGAAUUAUUAGUAACUUUGGGGGAGUAGGGUGUAGAUUACCAUUUUUCAAUCUAAUGAAUAAACUGUACGAUGAAAUAAUGAAGUUAAAGGAUGGACUUGAUCGAAUUGCAAAAUGA